UGAAUGAAGGGCUCACCAGAAGUCCUCCGUGACUGAUAAGGGGGUUUGGGGGCCCUGCAAGCACAUUGGUCCUAAAACAAAACUGAGAGGAAAGCAAUGAAAACCUGGCACUUGGACUCAGAGUGGAAGCUGGGAACUGUGGUGCCCUUUUUGGGCAAAUGCCGGCCAUUUGUGGGCUAUUGCUGCCAAAGGUGCACACCAAAGAGCUGGGAAUUCUUUUCCACAAGAACAUGAUCUCUCUUGGAUUUUGCAAUGUAAUUAAAAUAUCAGAAGGAAACACCAGGUUCAGAGGCUGGCUGGUAAGGAGACUCUGCUGCUUCUUCACAGUGUGUGAUUGGAAAAUUUGUGCUGAUACCCCCAGUGAUCUCCAAAAAAGAAUCUUCCACAGCAAGAGGGUACAGGACAUUGUGUGUCAGAAAGUGCCUCAGAGCAAGGGGGAUGCGCCAGAGACCAGCAUGCCAGUCCCACAGUGGAUGCAGAGGAUUCACAGCAUUCUCUGCCAGAUACAGUCCUCUCUUUCACCUCUCCUACUGAGGCUCAGCCACUGGGCUCUGCUAAAACUUCUGAAUCAAAUGUUCCUUGGCGUGAUAAUCCACAACGGGCAACUGGAGAUGGUGCGCAGGGCUGCUGAGGUGCCUGAUGUUCCUGUGGUCUUUUUAUCAACCCACAAAUCUCAGUUGGACAGGCUGUUGCUUCAGCUCCUUCUCAUCUCACAGGGCCUAGGCACACCCAGGGUCACUUGUGAAUACAAAACCUAUCCUUCAAAGUGCAGAACCCUGCUGGCGCUCCUAGGAGGGGUAUUCCUGCCGCAAGGAGUGGAACAGGCCCGGGACAGUGAGCAAGGAGUCCUCUCCAGAGCCGUUUUGGCUUCAUAUGUUGAGGAAGUUCUCCGUAGUAGACAACCACUUCUGAUCUUCCUGGAAGAGGCCUUCGCUGGUGCACCACAGGUCUCUGCCUCCAGCAGGGAGUGGCUAAGCUUGGUGUUCAGUGCGUUCCAUUCAGGCACUGUCCCUGACAUCAUGAUUGUGCCCAUUGGAAUCUCCUAUGAUGUGGCUCCUGACUCUGGUUACAGGGGGAAAGUGAGCCCCACCCAGACCCUUAGCCUCUGGACAUCCCUGUGGACCAUCUGCAGAGCUGCUUGUAGAGGACUGGGCUGUGUCCGGGUUGAUUUUGCUCAGCCCUUCUCUUUGCAGGAGUAUGUAGCAAACAGCCUCUUCAGGCAGAGCGGUUCUGGAAAGUGUCUGGAGGAACUCCUCUUACCAGAAAUACUUGGAAAACGCUGUAGCUUUUUGGAUUGUGAGAAACUGGAACAAUGGUCACCAGGCUCCAAAGGCAUCAUAUCUCUGAACACAGAACAGGAAAUACUGGUGUACAAUUUGGGCCUACACACACUGAGCGCUGGUGUAUCUUGUUGUGCCAUCAUGGCUGUACAGAUCAUGUCUGCACUCUUUCUGCACAAACACAAAGAGGGUGUCUUCCUUUCCCAGCUCAUGCAGGACUUUGUUUGGCUCACUGAGGAGAUCCUGCUACGCAGCUAUGAUGUGGGGUUUUCUGGGCAGGUGCGUGAUGUGGUGUUGCAUGCUCUGUUCCUGCUGCGGCACUGCGUUUCCCUCUACCACCUUUCCCUGGGGGAUGUCCUGGUGGUUCCCAAGAAGACAGACGAAGCCAUGACAGAGUUGAGCCAGCACAGCACUGCCCUCUUGCCUGUUUUCAUCCAGGAAGCAGUGGGAGUCUGUGCUGUCAGUGCCCUCCUGGUGGAGCUGCUGCCCUACCUGGGAAGCCCUGAGCAGCUCAGGGAUGUGGUCCUGGUCCAGGAAGAGCUCCACAACAAGACUGUCUUGCUCGUCCAGCUGCUGCCCAGGGAUUUCCUCCUAUGCCAGCCUUGCCAGUCUCUCUAUAACUACUGCCAGGUUGCUGUGGACAAGUUGAUCCAGUGUGGACUGUUGGUGGCUGAGGAGAUUCCCAGUGAUGUCUUGGUGUGUGACACAGCCCAAAAGCGCUUCACGAAGAGGUUGCUGUGGAAGGCAACAGACGAUUUUGCAGACAGUGACAGCGAUUACAGCGACGAGACUGGAAAUUGCUGCUUCAAAAUAAGCCAGGUGGAAAACUGCUCCAACUUUUUUGUGUUCCUCUGCUGUCUUCUGAGCCCUUUGCUGAAAACCUUGGAAAGAGCCGCUGUCUUCCUCUGGGAAAUUGAGUCUCCUCAGUCAGAGUCGCAGUACGUGGAGAAGCUGCACUGUUUUUUGGCAAGGAAGGCAAAAGAAGACUCUUCCUUUGAAUGUGUCUGCAGAACUCUGACUACCAUCUCUGUCCGCAUCUACAAGGAACUGGGGGUGCUGAGAGAAUCAGCAGGGCAAGGGGAGCCCAUUCUCCACCUCUCCGAGACCUUCCGUGCCAAAGAGAACCAAGAGAAGCUGGAGAAAUUUAUCCAGCAGUUUAUCUACAGCUAGUGUCUCCAAGGGGGCCUUCUAUGGUAUCCAGAAGGUGUAGUUUCUGCUUCCUAGAUGUAGAUGUCGGGGUGGGGUAUAACUAAAAUCUGCCACUGCCUUCUAACUUUAUUUUGAAAGUUAUCUUCGCACAGGUGUGUGACCCUUUUGAAAUCCCAGUUGAAAAGUUGCCUCUCAUGUCAGGACUUCAGUGAGCCAGUGUUGAGGCCAA
Molecule: messenger RNA, 2658 nt
Organism: Lacerta agilis (Sand lizard)
Lineage: Eukaryota; Metazoa; Chordata; Lepidosauria; Squamata; Lacertidae
Gene: GPAT2
Product: glycerol-3-phosphate acyltransferase 2, mitochondrial
Exons: 21
Coding region: 159-2450 (763 amino acids)
Cellular component (GO): mitochondrial membrane
Source: RefSeq, a predicted model, not a curated record